This is a messenger RNA of Diprion similis, 782 nucleotides long. RefSeq names its product protein dj-1beta-like. Gene Ontology annotation, cellular component: nucleus; cytosol. Gene Ontology annotation, biological process: guanine deglycation, glyoxal removal; protein deglycation, glyoxal removal. The coding region runs from base 118 to 684 and encodes 188 amino acids. The transcript is spliced from 4 exons. NCBI's taxonomy places the organism in Eukaryota, Metazoa, Arthropoda, Insecta, Hymenoptera, Diprionidae. The record is from RefSeq and is a predicted model, not a curated record. Gene Ontology annotation, molecular function: protein deglycase activity.
CGUCAGGCGAUCAGCUGUCGCGGUGCCGUGCGUAGAUGACCUUGGUUGAAGAUUCUACUUCAGAGGUUAAAGCCGACACAAAUACACGAAGAGGAGGAAUUGAAAAUCUCUUUCAAAAUGCCGAAAACAGCGAUUUUGCUCUUGGCCGAAGGCGCGGAGGAAAUGGAAGCGGUAAUCACCAUCGAUGUUCUUCGACGUGCUGGGAUUGUAGUGACUGUAGCCAGUCUCGACAGCGGUAAUGUCGUCACAUGCAGUAGAGGUGUGAAAAUCUGCCCCGACGAACAACUGACGGAUGAACACAAGGAUAAAGCUUAUGAUGUAGUUAUAAUGCCCGGUGGCCUUGCUGGUUCUCAAGCUCUGGCUAAAUCGGACAAAGUUGGUGCCAUCCUCCAAAAACAAGCAAGUGAAAAUCGACUAGUGGCAGCUAUAUGCGCAGCACCAACUGCACUGAAAGCUCACGGACUUGCCAAGGGAAAGAAAAUAACUGCCUACCCAUCGAUGAAGGAUCAGUUGCAAGAUGACUAUACGUAUAUAGAUGAGAAGGUGGUGAUUGAUGGUAAUUUCAUCACCAGUCAGGGACCUUCGACGGCAUACUUAUUUGGAUUGGCAAUCGUUGAAGCCUUAAUAGGAAAACCAGAAGCAACCACGGUUGCCCGAGGCAUGCUUUGUGAUGAAUAUAAGUAAUUUGGUACUAAAAGAAGAAGCAAAAUAAGAGAUAGUUUUUCAGAAAGCUGUCUAGGAUGAUGAAUGACAGGGUUAAAUAAAUAACACUACUUAUAUAA